Messenger RNA from Bradysia coprophila, 1164 nucleotides. RefSeq names its product prostaglandin reductase 3-like. Gene Ontology annotation, cellular component: mitochondrion. The record is from RefSeq and is a predicted model, not a curated record. Lineage: Eukaryota; Metazoa; Arthropoda; Insecta; Diptera; Sciaridae. Gene Ontology annotation, molecular function: zinc ion binding; 15-oxoprostaglandin 13-reductase [NAD(P)+] activity.
UCCCAGUCAAUCACGCAGCAUUGCUGUGUAUACACACAACAAGAAUAAAUCUCGUUUAUAAUUGAACUAACAUUCUAAAGUAAACUCCUGUUGACAUGGCAACAUUCAAGAAAUUGCAAGUAACCAAUGUGACUGCUGACUUCAGAAAAGCUACAUCAAUAUUCGAACUACCUAUACCGAAACCGGGAAGCGAUCAAAUUCUAGUUAAAAACCAUUUUUCUGGUGUAAAUGCCGCCGAUCUUAACGUUACAGCAGCUAGAUACUUCACUGUUGGAAAAGUACCGUUCGACAUUGGAUUUGAAAGCCUUGGUGUAGUGGAAGCGGUUGGAGAAGAUGUCACUGGGUUCAAAGUGGGCCAAGCCGUUAUGUCAUGUUCAGGUGCCGGCUAUUCGGAAUAUCAGUUGGCAGAAGCAAAAGAAUUGAUUCCGAUACCUGCUGCUGAUCCAAAAUACAUUUCAGUUAUGGUUUGUGGCCUAAGCGCUGCGAUUGGAUUAGACUAUGCCGGAAAUAUUAAAGCCGGUGACAAAGUUCUGAUUACAGCAGCUGCUGGUGGCACUGGUCAUAUAGCUGUUCAAUGGGCAAAAUCCAAAGGGGCUUACGUAAUUGGUACAACGUCAUCUGCCGACAAGGUCACUUUUCUAAAAGGCAUUGGAGCAGACCAUGUCAUCAAUUACAAAGAGGAAGAUUUAAAUGCGAUAUUGAAGCGUGAUUAUCCAGAUGGUGUGAACGUUAUCUGGGAGACAAUAGGUGGCAAAGUGACUGAAACUCUUAUACCGCAUUUAGCCUCAUUUGGCCGUAUGAUACUCAUUGGUGGAAUCGCAGGCUACAGGACUGAAGGAUUCCCGAAAAUCGAAAUCCAGCCAAGCGUAUUGCUCAUGAACGACAUCACGUUGACUGGAUUUUUUUUACUAAAUCACGUCGAUAAGUUUCCAGUUUAUUUAAAUGAAUUGAUCAGGGAUGUGGAUAGUGGAAAAUUGAACAUAACAAACGAUUUUGGGGAAAAUACUUCUGAUGGCAUUUUCAGUGGACUCAAUGGCGCUGUUCGAGGAGUUGAACAUUUACAUUCGGGUAAAAGUAUCGGCAAAGUGACCAUUAAACUAUGUUAAUCUUUCGUCAACUCAUUGAUGUAUAUGACCGCUGCUGAAUAAAAAUAUAUUGCCAAUC